Aspergillus melleus is the source of this 1098-nucleotide messenger RNA. RefSeq names its product KH domain-containing protein (gene HEK2). NCBI's taxonomy places the organism in Eukaryota, Fungi, Ascomycota, Eurotiomycetes, Eurotiales, Aspergillaceae. Gene Ontology annotation, molecular function: mRNA 3'-UTR AU-rich region binding. Gene Ontology annotation, biological process: 3'-UTR-mediated mRNA stabilization. Gene Ontology annotation, cellular component: cytoplasm; nucleus. The record is from RefSeq and is a predicted model, not a curated record. The transcript has 2 exons. The coding region runs from base 1 to 1098 and encodes 365 amino acids.
AUGGACUCCUCCGAUCUUCACGAUACCAACGUCGUUGACGAGACCUUGACUGAUGCUAUGAUUGACGACGUUGACCUCGAGAUCACCCCCAAGACCGAAGAGGAAUACGCCCAGUCUACCUUGACCCUCCGUGCGAUUGUCUCGUCGAAAGAGGCCGGUAUCAUCAUCGGCAAAGCCGGGAAAAAUGUUGCCGACCUCCGCGAUGAAACCGGCGUCAAGGCUGGUGUCAGCAAAGUGGUGCCCGGUGUUCACGAUCGGGUCCUGACCGUGACCGGUCCUCUGCACGGUACCGCAAGGGCCUAUGCACUGGUGGCCAAGGGUUUACUCGAGGGUGCUCCGCAGAUGGGUAUGGGUGGUCUCGUGCAGAACAACGGAACUCACCCCGUUCGUCUCCUAAUUUCCCACAACCAAAUGGGCACCAUCAUUGGACGCCAGGGCCUGAAGAUCAAGCACAUUCAGGAUGCCUCGGGUGUUCGCAUGGUCGCUCAGAAGGAAAUGCUCCCCCAGUCUACCGAACGUAUCGUCGAAGUCUCCGGAACCCCCGAAGGUAUCGAAAAGGCCGUCUGGGAGAUCGGCAAGUGCCUGAUUGACGACUGGCAACGUGGAACCGGCACCAUCCUGUAUAACCCCGCUGUCCGUGCGUCCGUUAGCUCUGGCCCUGUGAGCAACAACGGCGGCGGCGCCAGCAGCACCACCUCCACCACCGGCAAUGGCUAUAGCAGCCGUCCCUACAACCGCACCGGCAACGGCGCCGACUUCAGCGACCAGAGCGGUGGCUACAGCCGACGAUCCAACCCCGACAUUUCUAACCGCGGCUACCCUCUUGUCACCGAAGACGGCGAAGAGAUUCAGACGCAGAACAUCAGCAUCCCCGCCGACAUGGUCGGAUGCAUCAUCGGUCGCGGCGGUACCAAGAUCACCGAAAUCCGCCGAAGCUCCGGAGCCAGAAUUUCGAUUGCUAAGGCGCCGCAUGAUGAGACGGGUGAACGCAUGUUCACGAUCAUGGGCAGCGCUCAGGCAAAUGAGAAGGCUCUCUACCUUCUAUACGAAAACCUCGAGGCCGAGAAGACCCGUCGCAGCCAGCUGCCUCAGGAAUGA